This is a messenger RNA of Rhagoletis zephyria (snowberry fruit fly), 1046 nucleotides long. RefSeq lists its product as uncharacterized. NCBI's taxonomy places the organism in Eukaryota, Metazoa, Arthropoda, Insecta, Diptera, Tephritidae. The record is from RefSeq and is a predicted model, not a curated record.
AUUUCUCAAGAUGUUCGCAAAACGAGUUAUCAGCGCACUAUUCGCCUUCCAAGUUAUUGCUGGCGUGGUUUCACAAUCAACGGCAGCCGCAAGUGGCACAAGUGACGUUUGGUUGGAUGUAGAUGACUACAUCCGUGAAAAUCGUCGUCAGUACAAUGCGACUCUCAAAGAUUAUCUGGAUCAAAUAAAUAACGUCAAGAACAGCCUGGAAGAUCAGUUAAAAGUGUUGGACAAAGAAAAAGUGCUGCUGUUGAAUACAAUACAGGAAACGAAUGAAUUUAUCGAUCCAUUGGAGGUACUCAGCUUGCCUACCCGAUAUUGCGUAAAACAGUACCGUGAAGAAAUUCCAUACGCUACUACUGUUAAGUCUUAUAUUGAGAGCUGCAUCAGCACCGCUCGUAACUAUGUCAGUAGUAUUGUCAGCUCACCCAAUAGUUAUUAUAAUUCGUUGUCGAAUUACUACAAUAAUGACUUGAAAAAUGGUUUGAAUAAUUGUGUUAAGACACACAGCGAUCUUAAAUCUUUGAAUUACACACUUUGUGUCACAUCAGUGAUUUCUAAAGUUAACACCUACACCAUCUCCAAUCGUAAGAACUUUGCCACAGCAAUAACAUCGUCAAUUUUCAGUUUAAAUAAUUAUGUCAAUACUGCUGUGAACUGCCUGUACUCUCAGUACAAUCCUGGAUUGAAAUCGAUCGGAGCAGCCUCUCGCCUCAUUCAUAAUUGCCUUAAUGGGUAUCUGGAAAACGAUUCCCAAAACAAUAACAACAAUGUCACCAUCUACGACGGAUGUCCGAAUGUGAUCUAUAUGCAAUUACAAGAUCUGGAUUCAAAUAAUACUACUGUAGGAAAUCAGUUGCGAGCUAGAAGCCUGACUUGUCUGGAAAUAAGAUUUGUUUAAAUAAAUACACAAAAAAAAACAUGCAUCUCGAAAUGAAGCCGUAAAAAAAGGACGAAGGGAAAUGUACAAAUCUAUCUAACUUCUUAUCAGAUAUCGUAUAAUAAUGUUGUCUUGAAAUAAAGUGAGCUUAAAUAAGUAGCCGACU